Messenger RNA from Lolium perenne, 627 nucleotides. Lineage: Eukaryota; Viridiplantae; Streptophyta; Magnoliopsida; Poales; Poaceae. The record is from RefSeq and is a predicted model, not a curated record.
UAUCACAUACAUUGGGUUCAUUGACCCGCACACAAUGCAUGUUAAAACCAUAGAGAAUCCCCUCUAUAACAAGGAUACACCGCAGACUUUGCUAAGGUUUUUGAAGCGACAACGUGACAAAAAGCUAAUACUUUGGCCUUACAACUUCGAGUUUCACUUUAUUCUUCUCGUCAUCAAUUUGGAAAUUGGAGAAGUUGAAGUCUUGGACUCACUAAGCAAAAAAUCGGAUCUAUACGUGUCUUGUUUUUUAAUGCUCAGAAGCGUAUGGCAAACUUUCAUCAAGGAAGAUACGUCCCGUGAAUGGACACCGAAGCUGCGAUGGCGUGCGAAAAAAUGCCCGCAACAACCUCCGGGGACCGAUCUCUGUGGAUUCUUCGUUUGCGAGUGCAUCCGCAGAAUUGUCAGCGAGAGAACGAAUAAUGAAAGAAAUAAAGAGUUGGCAAGAAAGCGGAACAAGCUCUCAAUCGAUGACCGCUUCAUAGCAAUAGGCGAGGAAUUGGCGGGAUUUUUCCUUCGGGACGUCAUACCACCACUCGCAGAGUACCACUAUGAAUGAAGAUGUACAUGUUACAUAUAUAGUUGACUCGAAGAGUACCACUAUGCUACAUGUAAUAGACAUAUAUAGAG